Lymnaea stagnalis (great pond snail) is the source of this 381-nucleotide messenger RNA. NCBI's taxonomy places the organism in Eukaryota, Metazoa, Mollusca, Gastropoda, Lymnaeidae. The record is from the annotation of a GenBank genome assembly.
CUGAAAUUUUGUUGCCGUCAUCAGAUAUAAGUGUAGGGAAAAUUGAUAGGAAACGGAAAAAGCGAAGACGGCUGGAAUUGGGAAAUGACUGUCCAUCAUUAAAACCUGAACCAUAUGGACUAACUAAUAUUUCUAUGGUCAAAAUAACUUAUGAAACUCAGGCUAGACCUCAAAGUCCAUUAUUUUCCUCACCAUCUAGAAAAUUAAGCCUUAGUAAAAAGAAGAAAAAAUCUAAAAAAAACUCAGAUGUAUGUAGCGAUAGGUCAAAUUCACCAAUUUUUAACAAAAAGUUAAAAGAAAAAAUAAUGGAUUCAGGUGUCGCAGAAACUAAUGAUUUCCUUCCUAAGAAAUUGACAAGCAAUGAAUUAGAUGACUCCAGAC